Lontra canadensis (Northern American river otter) is the source of this 714-nucleotide messenger RNA. RefSeq names its product deleted in lung and esophageal cancer protein 1-like. Gene Ontology annotation, biological process: negative regulation of cell population proliferation. Lineage: Eukaryota; Metazoa; Chordata; Mammalia; Carnivora; Mustelidae. The record is from RefSeq and is a predicted model, not a curated record. Bases 1 to 714 code for a protein of 237 amino acids. The transcript is spliced from 4 exons.
AUGGGGGCAGGGCUGGCUCAGUCUGGGUCGGCCCUGUGGGCUCGGUGUGGGCAGGUGCCGAACUGGGGCCUUGCUGGGCAGUGGGGGCCAUGGAGGGAAAGAGGCCAGAGCUCCCGGGGGAGGGGAAGCUGCCGCCUGCCUCCGGCAGCCUCGGGUGACCAGCUGGCUCACGUGGCUCAGGUGAACGUGUCCUUCUCGCUGUCACUGGAGCUGCUCUCCUAUCAGAAGCUGCCGGCUGACCAGAUGCUGCCCGGGGUGGACAUUCAGCAGCACGCCAGCGGGGAGAAGGAGAUGGUGUUCACUCAGAACCUGCUCCUGGAGCACGCCAACCAGACCACUCAGGGCCUGGUCUGCCCCGGAAGAGGCCUUUCCCUGGAGAGAGGAGGGUCAUCCUUCCUUACCUGUCUCAGCACAGAACCAGGCCAGCAGGAGCCAGACAAGGACCCUGCGGCCUUCAGGGUAUCUCCAAACAGCAGGCUGCUGGAGGCACAACUGGUCAACGGGCCCCCAAAUACCAUCACCCUUGGGUCCCAGGCCCCCUUCCUAACCUCAUCGCCCCCCCCCACUCCCCAUAGGAGUAGUGAGCUAUGGGAGUCCAGGCUGGUGGUGGAAAUUGUGCUCAGUGAGAAGGCCUGCACCCUGCAGCUCUGGGACCAAAGCUCCACCAGCUCUGAGGUUCUUGCCUGCACCCCAGCCCUAGUCUCCCAGAAUUAG